Athalia rosae (coleseed sawfly) is the source of this 1699-nucleotide messenger RNA. Its product is annotated as HIG1 domain family member 1A, mitochondrial-like. NCBI's taxonomy places the organism in Eukaryota, Metazoa, Arthropoda, Insecta, Hymenoptera, Athaliidae. Gene Ontology annotation, cellular component: mitochondrion. Gene Ontology annotation, biological process: mitochondrial respirasome assembly. The record is from RefSeq and is a predicted model, not a curated record. The coding region runs from base 717 to 995 and encodes 92 amino acids. The transcript has 4 exons.
ACAAGCUAGAUCUAGCACCCAUUAGCAGUGUCAAUGUCAUACCUAGUCAUACACGUUUUGAGACAGUUCACAGAUUUUUAUAUAACUUAAGUCAUCCAUAUUCUAGUACUUCAAUCUUGAAGGUUAUAUCAUUACGGAUCUCAAUCACUGAUGCAGUGAUCUCAAUACAGACUGGUUGUAAUGUAUGCAUAGUUAGUAUACGAAUGUGAGUGGAGGUCCGAUCGUUACAUUUGAAUAUUGAAGGGAGUACUGACAUAAGGCAAUCAUCAUUCCUCAUCCGCAAUUUGCUACAGUUUUGAGCAUGGACCGUCCUAAAUCCAUGGUCUUGAAGCCAUGUGGACGGACGUAACGUGACCUUGGAAGUCAGUCGAGAUCAAAUGUCUUACGUCAAGAAAAAUCAUUAAACACGUUCUUCAUGGGUUGACGUAUAAGUAUAGCCAGAACUAAUGAAUACUGAACUCUCCCACAUGUAUAGAGUCAGUGCUAAUGAAUGACAGAAAAAUGAUGCAACCAUCUCAGAUGUUUGACAAUACCCCUACUUUCUUUGAACUGCAGUAAUAACUUUAUACUACAGUUGUCUGCAGAAUUAUAUUAACUAAUCAAGUGAUAAGCGGAAUUCAAAAUAAUUCAAUGAAUGUAGAUGUAGGAUUUUUUUCUUACACCAACUAGUUGCAAGAGAGGAGUAGAAACGAUAAUAACAACACAUUGUGAUUACAAUGGCUGACCAAAAGGUUGAAAUAUAUGAUGAAACAGCGGGAGAAAAGUUAUCCAGAAAAAUGAGAGAAUCUCCGUUUGUGGUUGCUGGUGUAGUUGGGCUGAUGGCUGCUUGCGGACAUGGAGCUUACAAAUACAAACACAGAGGUGCAAUGUCAACCUCAGUUUACCUUAUGCAACUCCGAGUGACAGCGCAAGGAAUCCUCAUUGGAUGUAUUACUGUUGGAAUGGCAUGGUCGAUGUUCAACCAAUUACUCAAACAUAAAAAACCUGAACAAUAAAAAUUCGUAUGAUCUAGUUGCAGGUAUCGACAAAUAGGUAGAUUGAAAAACUCUAUGAAAGCAAAUAUUUUUUUAGAGUUUGGAAAAAAUUAGUCUCAAUUAUUUAAUUUCAUAACACUAGGAAAAUUAUUAUUCGUAAUUUUCAAUUUCGUCAUUCAUUUAUCCUUAUUGGAAUAUUAGUUCUACAGGGACAAUAUGUAUGAACUGGGCACUCUGUACGCCUGACUAGCGUUAACUUGACGUGCACGGCAUAUGGGGAGGCCAAUUUCGAGAUAUUGUCCCUGUAUAUUGCAUAUAAAGAUAGUAGAUGAUAGUAGUUUGAAUUUCAAAUCACUUGUCUCAUCAACACACAUGAGCAUCUUAGAUAUUUUAACUGGAAUAAAUUUGUGAAUAAUGAUGAAGCGUGAACUAAACUUGUUAAGGCUGGACCUUUUCUUGCACAGGAUGAGAAUAUGGGGCAGAGGGGUAGAUUUUUUUUGGUGAAUUGUACUAGUAAAAGAGAAACACUACAAGUUUUGGUAAUAUAUCGUGCAUAUUGCGGUAAUUUACUGACUUAAUUGAUUUAUUUUGAUUGUAAGAUUUUCUAGCAAUGUGAAAGCUCAUGUAUGAAAAGAAUCCCAAGCUAUGGAUGCAUAGCCAUUCGUAAUUGUAAUACACAGAAUGUACUGUUCAACAACACAAAAAUGUUAUUAGUUAUCGAAGAA